Molecule: messenger RNA, 3465 nt
Organism: Funneliformis caledonium
Lineage: Eukaryota; Fungi; Glomeromycota; Glomeromycetes; Glomerales; Glomeraceae
Source: the annotation of a GenBank genome assembly
AUGGCAGCUACUCAAAGGACGGGUAAAACCGAAGAACUUGGUUCGAAGGAACUUUCAACAAAGCCUAAAUUAUCAAGCAAGGUUUCCGUCCUUUCUGCGGCACGUAUGUUUGAAACCAUGGCCGGUCCUUCAGUAAAGGACAAAUCAGCAAAGUUUGAAACCAAGGGAACAUUUAGGAACAAUGAAAAUUCAAUAGGGGCAAAAUUUGAACGUAAAAAUCUUAAUAAAGGAUUUGAAAAAGAUUCUGCCAUCGACCUGACGAAAAAUUCAGAACAACCUCAACCUACUAGUACUGAAGCAUUAUUGGCUCGUAUCUCUGCUUUAGAGGAUGAUAUAGUAACUGUGGGAAAAGAAUUGGAAGAGAAACAAGCUACCACAGCCCCUUCACAGAAUAGAGAAAGUCAAAGUCGACAUGAAGCUGAAGAUGAUAAUAUCAAAAGAUCAUCUUCUGACACAAAAUCUUCAAGACAAUUUUCAGACAGGAAAUAUAAUGAUGAGGACCUAGAGAAAGCAAGACAAGAAUUAACAAGUGAACAUUGGAGUGAAUUAGAGAGAACAAGAAAAGAACUUUCUGAACAAUUUAAAGAGAAUGAAGAAAGGAUUCGUAUGGAAUUAAUUAAAUCACAUAGAUAUCAAAAUGAGGAGCUAAAGAAAGCAUGUGAUGCUGAAAGAGAUAGAAUAAUUAUAGAAAAAGAGAAAUUAAAUGUAUUAAAAGAGCAAGCAGAAAGUGAAUUGAUAGAAUUUAAAGAAUACACUGAGAAUGAAAAACGAACUAUGAAGCAAGAUCAUGAGAGGGAAAAGGAAUUAUUAAGGGAAGAACAUGAAAAACAGUUGAAAAAUAAUCUUUCAAAAUUACAAACCGAAGCCGAAUCUAAACUUAAUGAAAUAAUAAAACAAAACGAAAUUGAAAAAAAUACGCUUCUUCAAGAACUCAGAAAUAAAUUAGAUAAUAAAGAAAAUGCAGUUUUGGCGUCAGAAGAAUUACAUGGGAAACUAAACGAUGCUAAUAAUGAAUUGUCUAAUUUACGUCUCAAAUUAUCCGAUCGGGAUACAGAGGUUAACAAAGUUAAAGAAAGUUAUGAGAAAUUGGAAAGUUUAAUAUCGGAUAAAGAGGAGCGAAUUCAAAAACUGGAGAGCCAACUUGAGAAUAUUCGAACAGAAGGAGACGAGAAGAUUAAACAGAAAAAUAAAGAGCUUCUUGAAUUGGAAGAUUGUCAUAAAAAAGACCGCGAAGAGGCGAUUGCUACAUUACGUGCAGAAUUGACAUCAUCACAUGAGCAAGCUCUUGGGAAACUUCAAGAACAGCUUGUUAAAGUAAAUGAAGAACGCGAGCGUUUCAUUAAGCAAGAAAUGGAAAAGGGCCGCUCUAAUGAAUUCGAAUCAAUACAAUCACAAUUGAAGGAAGAACAUGAAGCAAACAUGGCCGAAUUAAUGAAUAAGAAUGAAACUCUUGAACGUAAACUUUUGGAAAGUGUUAAAACUAUAGAAGAUACCAGUCGUCGCCUUGAAUCUGAGGAAAAAUCUUAUUCGGAACUCAACACGAAAUAUAAGCAGUAUGUUCAAAAAAAUCUGCAAUUGUCGGAUGACCUCAUAAAAUUACGCAAAGAAGUUGAAGAACUUGAACAAAAGAAUGAGACAUUGGAAAAAGAAAAGGAGAAACUUAAUUCAGAAACACAACAAUUAACUUCAGAAUUAGAUAACGCUAAAGAAGAAUCGCAGCGUUUACAUGAGGAGGGUUUAACGAUGAAAGGUGAAGUUGAGGAAUUAAAGGGAGAACGUAACAAGUUAGCAGGAGUUAUAUCGAUUAUGAAGGAAAAAUGGGAGAUUCAAUAUAGAAAUUUAAGGGAAGAAUUUCAACAAUCACAAAUGGAAAGGGUUACUUUACUUUCCCAAGUAACUGAUUUACAGGAUGAAAAUCUUAACUUAAAAUCAUUUUCUAGAGAUUCUGAACAAAUAUCCGAAGAGUUACAAAUUACCAAGAAGCAAAAUGAAGCUUUCUCAAAAGCUUUGGAAGAACAACAAAGUGGAAUGCAAACUUUAAUGAAGGAUAUGGCUUCUGCUCGUGAGGAAUGGCGACAAAAAGAAGCAGACAUUAUUUCUCAUUACGAGUCUAUUGAAUCUGAAUUAAAGAUGAAAGAAUCUGAGUUGGAUAUCCUACGUUCCGAAAAACAAGCCAUGGAACAAAAAAUUAUUGCCGUUGGUAGGGAAAAGGAGGCAGCAGUAAUUAAAGUACGCGAAUUGGAGAUUGAAAAGACAAAAAUUGAAGGCGAUUUGUCAAACAUAUCGAAAGAAAAUAAUGGAAGAUCAAGUCAGUUUGCAGAUGCCAAGAAACAGUUGGAUAGGUUAAAUGAACAAGUUAAAGAUUCAAUUCGAAUAAAAGAAGAAGAUGAAUCACGUAUUCUUCAUCUUAUUAAGGAAAAGGAAGAAUUAGAAAAUAAAUUAUCCAAUGGUUCUGGUGUACAAAGUGAUGAUGAACUUACAGCUAAGCUAAAUAAGAUUGAAAUUGAAUACGAGAAGAAAGAAACGGAAAUAUGUCAAUUGGAAACAGUCAAAAAACAAUUGGAAACGCGUAUCGAAAGUCUUGAAGCAUCAACAUAUCGUCUUACAACAAAAUUGAAAGCAGCCGAAUUAGAUGCUGAACAGACUAGACAAAGUGCAGAUAAUCAAGUACGUGAGCUUCAAAGCCGCCUUUCUAAUUCGCAGGUUGAAAUUGAACAACUACAUGGUCAGGUUACAGAACUUCGACAAGAACUGAUCGAAAAGGAACAUAUUGUAGAAACGCAUAAAAGAAGUUCUGCAAAUAAGGAUGAUGCAAAUGCAAAUGCUCGACUUUCUAAUGCUACAACGACUAUUACGACUCUUAAUAAACAGAUAGAGACUUAUAAAAUAUCAAAAGAAGUUCUUGAAGGGCAAAUCGCGUCACUUAAUAAGAAACUUUCGGAAGCUGAUGAUGAGCAGCACAAUGCUAUACAGAAAGCCGAGAAAUCAAUAGCGCAAGCUGAAAAAACCAUAUCCGGGCUUCGUAAUAAACUUGAUAUAAUUCAAAAAGAACAUGCUCAAGAAAAAGAUCAACUUAUCCACAGUCAUCAAAAUGCAAUUAAUUCUCUUAAAAAGCAAUAUGAAGAAGAUUUUGAAAAACUUUCCAAGACAAUGCAAAUGCGUAUAGAGUCCUUAGAAAAGCGACAGAUCAAUGAUGUUGGAAAAGUUGAUUCAAGCAAAUUAAUUGAUUUGGAAAGGAAACUUAAAGAAUUGGAGAAUACAUUGAAAGAAUCGCAAGUAGAUUGUGAUCGAAUAACAGAAAAACUUGCACUAGCACAAGAGGAUCUUAUGGAAGCAAUAAAUGAUAAACAACAAUUGUCACGUGAAAAACGAGAUGUUGACAAAAGGCUCAGGACUUUGGAAUCGCAAUAUCAAGAGGUCUUGCAAAAGAACAUGGACUUGACUAUUCAAUUGAGUUCGAAAUAA